This is a messenger RNA of Nymphaea colorata (pocket water lily), 830 nucleotides long. Its product is annotated as heavy metal-associated isoprenylated plant protein 39-like. The coding region runs from base 236 to 604 and encodes 122 amino acids. The transcript has 3 exons. Lineage: Eukaryota; Viridiplantae; Streptophyta; Magnoliopsida; Nymphaeales; Nymphaeaceae. The record is from RefSeq and is a predicted model, not a curated record. Gene Ontology annotation, molecular function: metal ion binding.
UCGUCAAGAGACUGACUUAAGCGCAGAGUUUUCCAUUGUUAAAGUGAUGAUAAUGGCUCUUACAGCAUCUAUGUACACCAUUCCCACCUUAAUGUGAUACCUGCCAAAAUCUACUCGCACCAUUUAUUGUACGAUCAUAUCAACCAUCUAAAUCACUACAUAUUCCUUUUCUUCUUUCUCGAUCGGAUCUUUCUAAAACCGCUGCACAUCUUGUUUUUGCCCAGUCAAAACAAAUAUGAAGGAGGUGGUCCUGUCAGUGGAGUGGCAUGGCGAAAAAGCGAAGCAGAAGGCCAGUGAAUCCAUCGCUUCUCUUUCAGGCGUCCAUCACAUAUGCGUGGACCCGAAUGGCAAGAAACUGACAGUUGUUGGAGAUAUGGAUCCCACACUUUUGGUGACAAAACUGAGGAAGCUCUGCAAGACAGACAUAGUCACAGUGGGUGAUUACAGGGAAGAGAAGGAGGACGCGGCCAAGGAUGUAGAGCCCAUCCAGGACAAGCGGGCAAGGCGUGGUCACAAGACAGAAGACAAAAAACCAGAGCCAGAGAAGAAGGGUGGGGAGAAUAUGGUUGCAGCAUUGGCGAACAACAACCCUCCCAAGAAAUGAGAAAAGAAUGUUUACGUGGUUGACGAGACAGAAAUAAGGAGUUUUAGUUUCUCUAUGUUUUUGGCAAAUAGUAUGUUGUGCUUUGAAUUGUCGUGUGAGACGUGGCUGAAUGAAGAGUCAUGAUAUCACCCCGUUUUUCGUCGCCUAUAAUUUCUGUUUUCAUCACUAUAUAUGUAUCUUUGACUGCCUUGUAUGUUAGCUCCGCCGGCUGCCUUAUAGUUCGUAU